Messenger RNA from Moneuplotes crassus, 1136 nucleotides. NCBI's taxonomy places the organism in Eukaryota, Ciliophora, Spirotrichea, Euplotida, Euplotidae. The record is from the annotation of a GenBank genome assembly.
UAGAAUUUAUAAAGGUAAAACAAGGUGAGUAGUCCAGUGUUUAAACCUCUUAACAAGUAUUACUUACCCAUUCCUUUACAUAAUAAAACUAAUCUACUCUCUAACUCAUCUCACAAGUAGGCCAAUAGAUGGAAAAUGAUGAAUUGCUUAAAGCAAAAGAGAAAAAGAAGAGGUUAGAGGGAAAUCGAUUCAAGCAGCAAACUCUACCUGCUUGGAGGCCAGUACCGACCAUAGUCUCUUCUAUGAUCACCUUCCUUGUCUUUGGAGUGAUCUUUCUCACAUUUGGAAUAGUGCUAAUAGAGUUCACAAAGGAUAUUGUAGAAGUAGAAUACAGAUAUGAUAAUAAUUGAGCUGUUGGCUCUUCAUGUACACAUACUCUCAAUAUUCCAGAGGAUAUGGAGCAGCCAAUCAUGGUGUACUAUAAGAUUGAUAAUUUCUUUCAAAAUCACAGGAGAUAUUUAAAAAGUAUUAACUAUAGCCAACUUAAAGGCCAGAAUAAGGGUGUCGGAUCUUUGGGGUCUUGUGAUCCAAUAAUCACAAAUAAAGAUUUAGGACGUAGUACAAGUUAUGGAGGGACACCACUAGAUCCUGAUGCUCCAGCAAACCCAUGUGGACUAAUUGCUAAAACACUCUUUACAGAUACAUACUCAAUUUCUGACUAUAGCAUUGAUGAAACAAAUAUUGCUUGGGACUCAGAUGUUGAUGAUACAUUUGGGCAACCUGCCAAUGCAUCAAAUAUUCAAUGGGUCAGCUCUAUUGAUGAGCAUUUUAUCGUCUGGAUGAGAACAGCUGGAAUGCCAAACUUUAGGAAACUAUGGGGAAGAAUCAGGACAGAUAUCCCAAAAGGUUCUAUCGCAUUAACAGUGAAUAAUAACUAUGAUGUAUCCUCUUUUGACGGCAAAAAGACAUUUAUUCUCUCAACCACAAAUGCAUUUGGUGGGAAAAACUAUUUACUAGCAAUCUGAUCCUUGGUUGCCGGAUCUCUUUGUUUCAUUUUCGCUCUUGCAAACUAUUUAGGAUCUUGGGUACUCAAAAAUAAUAAAGCUGCUAAUGAAGGAAACAACAAUUUACAUGUGGAUUAAACUCUUUGCUUUGAAUCUCAAGAUGCUUCACUUAAUUAUACUUACAAAAUUUCA